AUGGCGCCUCAUCCCUCGGGUGCGCCUGCUAUCCAAGGGACCCGCCAGGCGGAACAGCCCUUCCCGAACGCCUCGGAAGACGAAGUGACUUGUGCUGCGUCUGUCCCGCCCAGCCCCACUUCCAUGGCACCAGACGGCGCUGAGACCCAGGGGGGCGGCUGUCGAGGGGCGACUAGAAAGCACCGGGCGCGGCACGGGGGACGCAGCCGGCCCAAGAGUGAAUUGGCGCUGAGCAGGCAGCGACGAAGCCGGCGCAAGAAGGCCAACGACCGCGAGCGCAACAGGAUGCACAACCUCAACUCGGCGCUGGACGCUCUGCGCGGCGUCCUGCCCACCUUCCCAGACGACGCUAAGCUCACCAAGAUUGAGACACUGCGUUUCGCGCACAACUACAUUUGGGCGUUGACCCAGACGCUGCGCUUAGCUGACCACAGUCUCUACAGGCUGGAGCCGCCGGCGCCUUCCUGCGCAGAGCUGGGCAGCCUGGGUGGCGGCUCCCCUGGGGACUGGGGUUCCCUCUACUCCCCCGUCUCCCAGGCGGGCAGCCUGAGUCCCGCUGCUUCGCUGGAGGAGCUGCCCGGGCUUCCGGCGCACCCCUCCCCAGCAUGUCUGCGCCCGGGCGCCCUGGCCUUCUCAGACUUUCUGUGA
Orycteropus afer afer is the source of this 648-nucleotide messenger RNA. RefSeq names its product neurogenin 3 (gene NEUROG3). Bases 1 to 648 code for a protein of 215 amino acids. The transcript has a single exon. The record is from RefSeq and is a predicted model, not a curated record. Gene Ontology annotation, molecular function: protein dimerization activity. Lineage: Eukaryota; Metazoa; Chordata; Mammalia; Tubulidentata; Orycteropodidae.